AAACUUGUCCAGGGACAACUGGGGCAGCUUCACUUCUCCUCCUCCUUUGUGAGCUCAAUCCAAAGCUCUCUCAUUAAGGCGUCGGGAUCCCUCACGUGAGAACUUGAUUUGUAGUUUGAACACGUGGCUCAUUCAAAAAGCCGAAAUAUCCAAGUGAUUUUUCCCCUCCCCUCCUCCCACGCUGCUUUUUUUUAAAGAGGCGGUGCCUACAUUCACGUAUUGUAACAUUUUUAUACUCCGCCUGCUGCUGCCAAAGAGGCUUGGGGGCGAGAUAAAAAAAGUAGUUUCUUCCUCCCAUCUCUCCCCCCCCCCUUUUUUUUAAACCCGCCAUCGUAGUUGCAAAAGAGACGUGAUUUCCCCCAUCGGUUCGGAUAACGUAGCGAAGACUCACUAUUCCGAUUUGGUCGGUGGCUCUUUUUUUUUUUUAACUCCGGGGAGAGAGAAGGAGGGGGGUGGCUGGCUGGGUGGGGGAGGGACCGACGGAUACAAGCUGCAGUUGUGAUUUUGUUUUCUCUCCCGGUGGCUUUGCAUUUUAUUUUAUCCCCUGGAUCCUUGGAAGGUUUUCGUUUUGAUGCAAGAGGCGCGUGCAGGAUAGAGAUAUCUAUUUUAAAAGAAAGUAAAGCUCUAUUUUUAAUUAAGAAGAUGAAUAAGCUGUAUAUCGGGAACCUGGGCGAAAACGUGAGCCCUCUGGACCUGGAAAGUCUCUUUAAGGAGUCCAAGAUCCCCUUCACCGGCCAGUUUCUGGUGAAGACGGGAUACGCGUUCGUGGACUGCCCCGACGAAAACUGGGCGAUGAAGGCUAUCGAGGCACUUUCAGGUAAAGUUGAGCUGCAUGGUAAACUCAUAGAAGUUGAGCAUUCAGUUCCCAAAAGACAAAGAAGUCGAAAACUUCAGAUCAGAAAUAUCCCGCCACACUUGCAGUGGGAGGUGCUGGAUGGUUUGCUAGCACAGUAUGGUACAGUCGAGACUUGUGAGCAAGUGAAUACUGACACAGAGACUGCAGUAGUAAAUGUAACAUAUGCCAAUAAGGACCAGGCCAGGCAAGCAAUAGAAAAACUGAAUGGAUUCCAGCUUGAAAAUUACGCAUUAAAAGUUGCAUAUAUUCCGGAUGAGAUGGCGGCACAGCCACCUCCUCAGCAGCACCCACAGGGGAGACGUGGCUUUGGGCAGAGAGGUCCACCUAGGCAAGGCUCACCAGGUGCAGCUACACGGCAAAAACCACAGUCUGAUGUUCCGCUACGGAUGCUGGUUCCUACCCAGUUUGUAGGAGCCAUUAUUGGAAAAGAAGGAGCCACCAUCAGAAACAUCACCAAACAGACACAAUCAAAGGUAUCAGUUUAUUCAUUUCUGCUUUGUAGAUUGCAGGACUUGACGCUCUAUAACCCAGAAAGGACCAUUACAGUUAAAGGCAGUAUUGAAACAUGUGCCAAGGCUGAGGAAGAAAUAAUGAAGAAAAUCAGGGAGUCCUAUGAAAAUGAUAUUGCUGCUAUGAAUCUUCAAGCACAUUUAAUUCCAGGAUUAAAUUUGAAUGCUUUGGGACUAUUCCCACCUUCCUCUUCAGGGAUACCUCCUCCAACUGUGGGGGUUGCUUCAGCUGCCGCUGCUUCUUCAUACCCUCCAUUUGGGCAACAGCCUGAAUCUGAGACUGUUCAUCUGUUUAUCCCAGCCUUGGCAGUGGGGGCCAUUAUCGGCAAGCAGGGGCAGCACAUCAAACAACUUUCACGUUUUGCAGGUGCAUCUAUAAAGAUUGCACCUGCUGAAGGACCAGAUGCUAAGCUAAGAAUGGUGAUAAUCACGGGACCACCAGAGGCACAAUUUAAGGCUCAAGGGAGGAUCUAUGGAAAACUAAAAGAAGAAAAUUUCUUUGGGCCUAAAGAAGAAGUGAAACUAGAAGCUCAUAUAAAAGUACCAUCUUAUGCUGCUGGUAGAGUUAUUGGUAAAGGAGGCAAAACAGUAAAUGAACUUCAGAAUUUGACAAGUGCAGAAGUCGUCGUUCCCCGUGACCAGACACCUGAUGAAAAUGAUCAGGUGGUUGUGAAAAUUACUGGCCAUUUCUAUGCAUGUCAGCUUGCCCAGAGGAAAAUUCAGGAAAUAUUGGCUCAGGUAAGGAGGCAGCAACAACAGCAAAAGACAGCGCAAAGCGGAUCAACUCAGCAAAGACGAAAAUAAAGGCUGAGGAAAAGACCCUUCGGAGACAGAUGCCAGACCAAAGAGAGACUGUUAAUGGACAGGUUCUGAGCACCUGUUGGAGUUGUAUGCAGAAGUUUCACCAAGCCAGUCACUUGUCUGAGGACCAGGCCACACUUGGCAGUCUGUCUCUGAGAAUGUAUUCUUUAGGCUCUCUUACUUUUGAAACCCAGCUUUAAACUAAGGACCCCUUCACUUCCCUUUUUGUUCUAUUCUCACAGUUCAACAUAAACUUGUUAGUCUUCUUUUAUUGUUCUUACUAUUCCCCAGCAAUUUUUAGAACUUGGUUUAAUGAAGCUUUCUCUUUUGAGUUCACUGAAUUAAAAAAAAGAAAGAAAAGGCAUUGCUCUUCUAGGUCCGCUUGUAGAAGAAGAAAAGGCAAUUGGAAGGGUGGGAUUCUGGGAGGGUUUGGGUUUAGAACAAGGGCAUUGACAAGAGGUUAAGUGUUACUCCCACUGUUAACCAAGUGGCAUUUCUUUUAAAACAUUUGGUUGCAUUUUUACAUAACACUGCCAUGUAUAAACUAAGGGAAGUGUUGAAUGGUGUUGGCCAGGGCAUGAAAAGAUAAAUAUGCAUUUUACUAAACUACCUCAGGCAUUUAAUACCUCAGAUAAGAAAUUGUUCCUUUUUUUUCUUUUGGGUAUUUUGUAUACUUUAUAAAGCUAAUAUUUCUUGAGCAUUUUAUUUUUUUAAGAAAAGUAAAAUUUGAUCAGCCAGCAGCUGGAAGUACUACAGAACUUAUUGAGGGCGGGGGAUGAAAUAUAGUAGAUCACUUCUAGCUGCUGGUUGACGGGAGUGAGAUGGAAAAAAUAUAGUCUCAGAUUAUAUCUGAGGGUUUCAACACAAUCAUUUGUUUGGGGGAGGGGGGGUUAGUGAAUGUUCAGAAGAUACCUAAACAAAUGCCAACAUUCUAAUAGCAGCAAUGCCAUGAUUUUUCUUUUAAGAUGGGAUGAAAAAGUUUGUGAUGGUACUUUGUUGGGAACAGAACAAGGAAGUGAUGGCAAGAGGCUGGGACUUGGGGGUAAAUUUUAGCAAGUCUUCUGCAGACUGGAAAUGUUUUUUUUCCUUGUGCUACUUGAUUGAAUGCAUGAACCCUUUGUGCCUUUGACCAUCACUACCUACCUACUAAUGCUACAUUAAAACAUUUGCCACCCAUUUGUACUUUGCUGUUCUGUUUCAAAGAGCAAGCUUCAUCUUCAGUUUCGUAAGAUGCUUCAUCUGCUAGAGCAGUUUAGAGGCCUGGUUUCUCUGCUCUCUAGCAGAUUGCUUCAUACUGUUUUCGGUUACCAUGAUAGAGGAGGGGAGGAAAGAUCAAACACCGUUUGGUCUCAUUUAAAGGUAAUGAAAGGCUAAGUUUACAUAUCCAGCCGCUACUAAGGGCCACACUUAAGCCACUUCGAAGGUUUCUCUCUCUUUUAAAAAAAAAUGAAUUAAUGCAACCUCAAGCUUGGCUUUCAAAAUAGAUGCAGCAGGAUUUAUGCACAUUCUGCAACCAACCCAUUACAGGAGGAUGAGAACUAAUUAAAAGGCAGGGAUCACAGGAAAUUUACCAAAUUUUUUCCCUUUGUUUCAGAAUGUAAUUUGAAUCAUGAUUGUGGUAAUAUGCAUUCAAGUUUCUACAAUAAACUUCAGUCUACCUCAGUUUUAACAAUGUGGCAACACAUGGUGCAUAAAGACUGCUGUGCGUGUGCACGCCUGCCCGUGUGCACGAGCCAUGCUAUUACCUCGGACCCUUUUGUUUGUGAUGUUUCUGUGCAUGAGAAGAUUGGAAUUGCUAUGCUGCACUGAUUUGAGGGGCACAAUUAGCAAAAACAAAAUUUUUGUUUCACCAUUUUGUUGAUCUACCUCUUAGAUUGAUAUUAAAAUAGAGGCAUUUCUACAUAGAAUAGAUCAUUUUCCCAAAGAUCAUUGUUGUACAGGUUAGAUAACUUUUGAAAAAUGGUCUGGUGUUUUUUACUUCAUCUUUUCUUUACUAAUUGGUUUAAAAACCACAAAUUUAUGUUGUAGUUUAGCAGAAGGAAAAAUGGAAGGGAUUUUUUUUGUUCUUGGACAGUACUUUACCUAAUCUUUAGGAGACUUUUUUUCUUACAAUGAAUUUACAAUUACUGAAGUAUAAGGUCAUAGUGUGAAGUUUUGUUGUCUGAAUCCAGUAUUUUCUCAAUAUUGGAGAAAGAUUGAUUUGAUUGUUUUCCAUAACAGAAUUAUUUUACAUAAUAAGUGCUGCAUUUACAUCUGCUGAUUUAAAUAUUGUCAUUUCUCUUAAAUUACUAGACAUUAGCGUGGUAAAUCAUGUCUUUUACUUUCAACUGAGAUUUGGUAACUUGGAGUAUUUGGAUAUAGCUAGCAAUUUAUUCUGUAAAUGACUGCAGUAUUCACAAAAGUAUUGAUCAUUUCUCUUCUGUAAUGUGCCCCCAAUGCAGCUUCACUUGCCAGGUGCCUCUGAAUGGAAUAAAGAGUUUAACUCCUAUCAUCAGA
Molecule: messenger RNA, 4662 nt
Organism: Sphaerodactylus townsendi
Lineage: Eukaryota; Metazoa; Chordata; Lepidosauria; Squamata; Sphaerodactylidae
Product: insulin-like growth factor 2 mRNA-binding protein 3
Exons: 13
Coding region: 643-2169 (508 amino acids)
Biological process (GO): nervous system development; regulation of gene expression
Cellular component (GO): nucleus; cytosol; cytoplasm
Molecular function (GO): mRNA 3'-UTR binding
Source: RefSeq, a predicted model, not a curated record